Molecule: messenger RNA, 1964 nt
Organism: Phycodurus eques (leafy seadragon)
Lineage: Eukaryota; Metazoa; Chordata; Actinopteri; Syngnathiformes; Syngnathidae
Product: interleukin-1 receptor type 2
Exons: 9
Coding region: 532-1686 (384 amino acids)
Molecular function (GO): interleukin-1 receptor activity
Source: RefSeq, a predicted model, not a curated record
CAUAACGUUCCAACUUAUUCAUGCACCAUUGUAACUUUUUUCUAGUUACAAUUUUGACUAUUUCCCAGUACAUUACACAUAUAUUCUUGUAAUUUUAUGACUUUAUUUAUUUUUCCCUCUUAAUAUUCUGAAUAUAUUCCAGAAAUGUUCCGACUUUUUCUCAAACGGUGACAACUUUAUCAUUGUAGAAAUGACCCCCUGCGCUGUGCGUGUGUGUGCGUGCGUGUGUGUGUGUGUGUGUGUGUUGUGGAGUACAAAGUGUUACAUUGGGAAACCUUGGAGUUAACCUUCUCGUUGGGGCUUUAAAACAACACUGACAGGAAACUGAACACGCACCUGUGGAAUGCCGGAGUUGGUCCAUCGCGUGGUUACGCCGUUUCUCUGACGACCGAUGGAUGAUGUCAUCAACCUCUACUUAAGAGUCAAAUGUAGGACUCAGACCCUCCAGACUCAAGUGUGAGCUGGCCGCCAUGGAGGCUUGAAAACCGUGCACUGCAGCACCACGUCGGACGCGUCUCCAACCCGUGGGCCAUGUCGGCCAUCUUGGCGUUGAUGAUGCUCGCUGUAGAGUUUGCUGACGGACGAAGAUUCGCGCUUCCGCCGAUGCCUGUCAAGGAUGGCUGUUUCACGGUGUUGCCAGAGAUUGAGCUGUUCCGUCUGGAGAGCGAGGCUGUGAUUUUGUCGUUUCCCGCGUUCCGGAGGGCCCUCAAAGUACGCGACAUCGUCCCGCCCGACGACGCCUACCGCGUCGCCAAGAACAACCGCACGAGCGUCAUCGACGGCGGCGAUGACAGCGAGGGCCGAGUCCAGCAGCGUGGCACGGACUUGUGGCUGCUUCCGGCUCGGCCCUCUGACUCGGGCGAGUACACCUGCACGUUCAGAAACGCGACAUUUUGCAUCCGCGGCAGCGUGACGCUGCAGGUGUACGCGUCGUCGUCCGCCGACAUGGACAAACUGUCGUACAAGUACAACGCCAUGCUGGGAGAAAACGUCACGCUCAGAUGUCCCGCCGGGAAUCACCUCUCCGAGACACGCAUCCAGUGGGUCAAGACCUCCAGUGGCGCAGUGGGCCUCCAGGCCCACAGGUGGUGCUCCUUCCGGCAGGUUGCGGGAAAACUGCAGAUCCCGUCGGCGAGGCUUUCAGACGCCGGACGUGACCAAAGUGCGACCUCUGAACCCGAGUUAACCAGGCCACCGCUGAUCAUCUCGCCGUUGAACGGAAGCGUCUUGGAGGCCUCGCACGGUUCUGGACUGGAAGUGACGUGCACGGUGCUGACGGAUUGCCACGUGACUCGCUCCACCGCGGUGUGGUGGUGGGUGGACGGCACCGACGUGGACGUGUCCCACCUGAAAGGGCGUGCCCUGCAGGCCACGAGGAAAGAAAGCCGCGUGGCGUCGGGCUGCCAGGUGGAGGUGAGGCUGGUCGUCAUGGCGAUGGCGGAGGCAGAGGAAGGGACGCAGCUAACGUGCGUGGCCCGAAACCAGGUCGCGAGACAGGAAGUGACCAUCACUCUCCACGUGGAAGACUCGACGUUGACGUGGCUCGUGACGGCGUGCGUGUCCAUUUCCUGUUUCCUGGCGGUGGUCUUCAUCUUCCUCUACGCGCUCGUCAUCAAGCCCAAGCAAAAGGAAAAGAGGAAGAAGAAAGCCGACUACUUCCUGGCACGACAGGACAGCGCCUUCUAAAGCAUGUUGCAGUACUUGUUUUGGUCAACAGGAGGCAGCCACACUGACUACUCUGUAGUGAUGCAAUUUUCCGCACGUUGUCAUUUGUAGCACACACAUUGACAUAUGAUUUGAGCUCAUUUUGUCAUAUUUUAAGGCUGAAUAAAACAAUUAUUGCACUGCACACCAACACAUGCAAUGUCAAAUGUACUUUUUCGGGAAACGAAAUGAGAAUUCAAAUGUAUGGCGGAUGUGUGCAAUAAAAGAAAAAGAACCCCCAAAGCUGCCGACCUAUAGAA